GAUCGACGGUUCCAGCAUCUCAAUCCUGUUCCGUCUCUUUCUCUCCUGUGUAUUAUUCGUUCUAUUAGUGUAAAACCUAUGAAGACUGAGUAGAGACUUUCAUUGCGCGGAAACUCCUUUUGGAUCCACGCUAAGUUGCUGGAGACCGAUUUUCUUAGAGUAUAGAGAUGGAUGGAAAUUUUGGUUCAACCGAUAAGGUUCUGUGGGCGGUUUCCAUUUUCGCGGGCAUCGUCAUGUGCAAAAUCGUAUAUGAAAUCACAGGUCUCAUCAGUAGAGAAUUUUUUAAGGGUUAUAACAGCCUAAGUAAGCCAACCAAAAUUGAGUGGAAUAAUCGGGGUUUUUCAACAUUCCAUGCUAUCCUUGUAGCAGCCAUUUCCUUCUACUUGCUAGUUUUAUCAGAUCUCUUUGAUGAGACUGCAAUUGGUUCUAUAGUACAUAGAAAGUCAUUAUUGUCAGAUUCCUUACUUGGGAUUUCUAUUGGUUAUUUUCUUACCGACUUUGGGAUGAUCUUGUGGUAUUUUCCUGCUUUAGGUGGCAUGGAAUAUGUCUUGCAUCAUGUGCUAUCCAUGUAUGCAAUAAUUCUAUCUUUGAUAAGCGGGCAAGCACAAUAUUACAUUCUUAUGAUUUUGUUUUCAGAAAUAACGACUCCCUUUGUGAAUCUAAGAUGGUACUUGGAUGUCUAUGGAAAGAAAAGUUCUAUGCUUUACAUUUGCAACGGUGUAGCUUUGUUUCUUGGCUGGCUGGCUGUAAGAAUCCUUCUCUUCAUCUUCUUUUUUGCCCACACGUAUCUGCAUUUUGAGCAGGUGAAGACAAUAUUUCCUUUGGGAUUCUACAGUAUUCUCUCAGUUCCUCCCUUGAUCGCAGUGAUGAAUGCGUACUGGUUCUUGAAAAUUUUCAAGGGUUUGGUUAAGACCCUGUCAAGGAAGAGACACGCACAAUAAAAGUAGGCAUCCGUAUGAACAAUCAGCCAAUAUUAUGUUUAGGAAUAAUUUCAUGUAUUAUCUUUAUGCCUGCCUUAUUUGAUUUAUUCUGGCUUAGCUUUAAGCUGAAACAACUUAUUGAUUCUUUAGGAAGUAUUAAACGUGCUCUAUGUGCGUGAAAUCCAAAAUUUGGACAAAUAAAAUAAUGA
Phalaenopsis equestris is the source of this 1129-nucleotide messenger RNA. RefSeq names its product transmembrane protein 56-B. The record is from RefSeq and is a predicted model, not a curated record. Bases 168 to 941 code for a protein of 257 amino acids. Gene Ontology annotation, biological process: lipid homeostasis. The transcript is spliced from 9 exons. Gene Ontology annotation, cellular component: endoplasmic reticulum; membrane. Lineage: Eukaryota; Viridiplantae; Streptophyta; Magnoliopsida; Asparagales; Orchidaceae.